AUGUGCACAGCAUGUGCCGGUCAUAAAGCUAAAUACGCAAACAACAAAUUUGAUUACAGUUUUUCAAAUAUAAAAUCAUUUUCCAUCCCCAAAAUAUCUGUGCGGACAAGUCCAUUACUAAUUUCUACUUGCAUGCCUGUUGGACGUCAUAGCAUAGAAGCCGAGAAAUUUCCAACUGAAAAUCAUAUCGAAACAAAUUUAAAUAAUGUAAAAAAAACCGUAUCUCGUUGCACAGUUCACAAAAAUAAUGCUGUUGGCAAUGAUGACAAAAUGUUUUCUGAAAAAUGUGAAGAAAAUUCAAAUCCUGUAAUUAUCAAUAAACUAGCAAAUGACGAUCAAUUAAAAAAUUAUAUGAACAGCAAUAAUAUAAAAAAAAUACUUAAUUCUAACAUACACAACAAUAAAGUUGUGGCAACAAAUUUACUUGAGAAAAACACAAAGAAAAGUAAAAGCCAAAAACGUUAUUUAAAAAAACAAAUGAAAAAAGCUAAGACUGAACAUAGAAAUAUUUCUAAUUUUAAAGAUAGAACAAAAGUUAUAAAGGGAAAACGAAAAAAAACAAAAUCAAGGAAAAGAUUAUCCGAAAGAGUUUUAUCAAAAUCUUCAUCAAAACAUUUACAAAAAUUAAAAAUGAAUAAUGAUCAAAAGGGUUCCGACAAAGAAAAACGGACAUAUGGUCAUUUAGUCAAUCACGUUGGCUCAAUAAGUGAUUUGUUAUCAAAAGAUUUUCUUCAAAUCCACAAACUGCUCAACGAAAUUGAAAAUAAACGCGAAUUUAAACAAGUUAAGGUCACACAAAUGCUUUCUCACGAUCCAGGAAGAAUGUUAUUAAAAGACAUGGAUGAUAUUGAUUCUCUGCUUGAUGACAUGUACGAUUUCAGGGAUCAUAAAUGUGCUGUAUUAAAUAAAAUCAUGACAAUGCAGGCACGAAAGGAUAAAGAGAUGGCAAAACUGCAAACUGAUUGGAACAAGGCGGCCAACAAUAACAGAAAUCAACACAACGACAAAGAUAAUUUUAGUCAAAUUAAUAACAAUAAUAUUCUAGAUGAAGUGGAGUGGGAAUGUAGAAAAAACGCUGAGGAGCUUAAUCAAAGAAAAAUAAAAUAA
Helobdella robusta is the source of this 1107-nucleotide messenger RNA. RefSeq lists its product as hypothetical. The record is from RefSeq and is a predicted model, not a curated record. The transcript is spliced from 2 exons. The coding region runs from base 1 to 1107 and encodes 368 amino acids. NCBI's taxonomy places the organism in Eukaryota, Metazoa, Annelida, Clitellata, Rhynchobdellida, Glossiphoniidae.